Molecule: messenger RNA, 4476 nt
Organism: Ylistrum balloti
Lineage: Eukaryota; Metazoa; Mollusca; Bivalvia; Pectinida; Pectinidae
Product: propionyl-CoA carboxylase alpha chain, mitochondrial-like
Exons: 23
Coding region: 1-2199 (732 amino acids)
Cellular component (GO): mitochondrion
Molecular function (GO): ATP binding; metal ion binding; propionyl-CoA carboxylase activity
Source: RefSeq, a predicted model, not a curated record
AUGGCGGCCUCCGUCUGUUUUCGAUUGUCAAAGUCGAAAGGACUUUUAUCGACAGCGACUUCGUCAAGAACCUGCGGAUGUCAGUUCUCCUGGAGACUUUUCAACCGAAACCUCAGUACAUCUACAGCACUGCAAUCAAAGGACUUAUAUUGGAAUGACAGAGCUGAUCCCAAUGAGAAGACUUUUGAUAAGAUUCUUAUUGCCAACAGAGGAGAAAUAGCAUGCCGUGUCAUUCAAACUUGUAAACGCUUGGGUAUCAAGACUGUUGCUAUACACAGUGAUGUGGAUUCAAGAUCAGUACACACACUCAUGGCUGAUGAAGCUGUCAAUGUUGGCCCUGCUCCUACUAGCCAGAGUUACCUCAACAUGGAUGCCAUUCUGAAGGCUGUGAAAGACACUGGUUCUCAGGCAGUUCAUCCUGGGUAUGGGUUUUUGUCAGAAAACACAGUGUUUGCUGCCAAACUGGCUGAAAUUGGAGUUGAGUUCAUUGGUCCUAGCAGCAGCUCAAUUCAUGCUAUGGGGGAUAAAAUUGAGAGCAAGAGAAUUGCGACCAAAGCUGGCGUGAAUAUGAUUCCAGGACACGACGGUGAAGUUGAUGAUGUUGAUGCUUGUGUCAAAUACGCCAAUGAAAUAGGAUAUCCGGUCAUGAUCAAGGCAUCAGCUGGUGGUGGUGGAAAAGGCAUGAGGAUUGCAUGGAAUGAUCAGGAGGCAAGAGAUGCUUACCGGUUGAGCAAGCAGGAAGCUUCAUCCAGCUUUGGCGAUGAUAGGAUGUUGAUUGAAAAAUUUAUAGAUAACCCGAGACAUAUAGAAGUCCAGGUUUUGUGUGAUAAACAUGGAAAUGCAUUGUGGCUGAAUGAGAGAGAGUGCUCCAUACAACGUAGAAACCAGAAAGUCAUCGAGGAAGCUCCAAGCACUUUCCUUGAUCCAGACAUGAGGCGAGCUAUGGGAGAACAAGCCACACAACUGGCAGCAGCAGUGGGAUAUACAUCUGCAGGUACAGUGGAGUUUCUUGUUGACUCAAAGAAGAACUUCUACUUCCUGGAGAUGAAUACCCGCCUUCAAGUUGAGCAUCCUAUUACUGAGUGUAUUACAGGCAUUGAUCUCGUCCAUCAGAUGAUUCGGUCUGCUAAAGGGCACAAGUUACUCCACAAACAGUCAGACAUCCCAAUAGACGGCUGGGCAUUUGAAUGCAGAGUUUACGCUGAGGAUCCUUAUAAAAGCUUUGGUAUGCCGUCUAUUGGUAGACUGACCAAGUACAUGGAGCCAACAUAUAUUGACAAGGUGCGAUGUGACAGUGGAAUCAAAGAGGGCAGUGAAAUCAGUGUUUACUAUGACGCCAUGAUUUGUAAGCUGGUGACCUAUGGUAAAACUAGACAAGAAGCUUUGGAUGUGAUGGUGAAUGCUCUGGACAACUAUGUGAUAAAAGGUGUAACACACAAUGUUCCUCUACUGAGAGAUAUUUGUACAGAGGAAUCGUUUGUAGCUGGUGAUAUAAGUACUGAUUACCUUCCCAAGAUCUAUCCAGAUGGCUUUACAGGGAAGCAGUUAAGUGCCAUUGAAAACAGUAAUCUUGCUGCCAUGGCAACCAUCAUCUUCAUCAAGGACCAAAUUGUAUCUCGUAAUUUCUUAAAUCAGACCAGAAUGUCCAUGUCAUCAGACCCGUCUACAGUAUGGUCACUUAGUGUCCAGAUUGGUGGUCAAUCUGUUCCAGUUUCUGCCUCUUGUGGUGGUGGCUACAUUACGGUGGAUUGUAACGGACAAACUAUGUCUAUACUUGAUAAUCUCGAUUUCUCCUCUCCUCUGCUCGAAGUCAUCAUCAAUGAUCAGCCAACAGUCAUUCAGUUAACACAAAGACUUGGAGCUGGAAAAUACAAGCUGCGCUACCUCGGCACCGUGUUCCCUGUGACCGUGAUGGAUACGUUUGCCAGUGAAAUGAUGAAGUACAUGCCUGAGCGGGUGCCCGACGAUCUCCCUACCAUGGUCAAUGCCCCAAUGCCUGGAGUCAUCAAGAGCAUUGCUGUGGAGGUUGGCCAACAGAUUGGUGAAGGCCAGGAGGUUUGUGUCCUAGAAGCCAUGAAGAUGCAGAACAGUUUAGUAGCUGGUGUGACUGGCAAGGUUAAGAAGAUUUUCUUCCAACAGGGAGCAACGGUUGAUGAAGGGGAUCUCAUUGUAGAACUGGAGGAGGAGAUUAAAAAAUGACUGGAUUAAAUAUUUCAUAAUUUAUAUGGACAUUUCAGAUAAAAGAGAACAAUGAUUUUUUGUGAUAUUGAUAAAUCAUAACACAAAACAAUUAUGAUUGAGAGUCGAGAUUGAAAGUAUUUUGUGAGAAAUGAAAACAAAGUUCUAAAUUUAGUAAACUAUGAUGGGUUUACUUGAUUAUCAAGUCAUGAGAUAUGGUCAGAAAUUGGAUGGAAAAUCUGUGUUACGUUGAUUGAUGAGUAAUCAUGACUAGUUACCUCAGUAUCAGGUUUUGGGUUGUUUACCAGUUUAUACCAGACAGAGAUUAGGAAAUUAUACUCUUCACUGAACAAAUGACAGUAAGAAAUUUAAACUGUAUGGAAUAUCAUGACACUGUUAUUUUUGCACCUUUUUUGAUUUUUUUUAAUGAACAUAAAUUGAAGUCUAUUGUUAGGCUUCAUGCUAGCGAACCAUGUGUAAUAUUGGUGACAGUGAAAAUGUUUUUGAUAAAGAAUAUACAUUUAUAAUUAAAUCUGUUUGAUGAUGUUACUGUUUGUUUUACUGCCAGGCUAUGUACCUAGUGAUAUUUUUACAGUAGAUUUAGUGAAGAUACACACUGUACUGUUCCAUUACAUUGACACUUUCCAUUACAUCAAGGAGAGAAAAUUUUCAUAUCAAGGAGUUGAUGUAUUCACAUACUGGUUUUUAUUUUUACAUUAACAUGUUUCUUAUCUAAACUAUUCAUCUCUAAAGGAGUACAGGGGACCAAGAAAAAGAUUUCUUGAACUAUCCAUGUCUUUGAAUUAUUCUGUGGUUCAUCAAACCGUCGUAGCCGUCAACGGUAGUUAACAGCUGUAUACUGAAUACAGUUAGAUCUGUCUAUAAAGACCAUCUAAGGGAGCAGAAAAUGGUGGCUUCUAUGUACAAGUGGUCUCUUCUAUGGACAGGUAGUGAUCUGUAUAGGCAGGUGGCCUUUAUAUACAGGUGAACAUUAUGGAGGUUUAAUUACUAUGAUUUCUGUUGCAAUUAAUAGUCUUUAUAUGCAGAUAUUUUUAUGCAGGUGGCUUAUAUGGCGGGUUAAGUAGUAAUAUUUUUUUGAUAAGGAUGAAUUUAACAUGAAGGUUCUCUCCUUGUUGAACAUUAAUAUAAAAUUGUAAAAAAUUUGUUGUUAUGAAGUAGUUUUAAUCUUGUGACAAAAGUACAUGACUGGGAUAGUUAUAAAUGGUGUUUAUCAUCAAGUAGAGUGGAACCUUACAAGGUUUCUGAAAAUUUUUAUUGAAAAAACAAAAGAACAAGGAUACAAAAACCUGUACCUUGUUAUACUGGUCCCCUUUAGUUAUGCUAAUACUGAACACUUGUGGAAUAAACUGAAAAAAGCCUUGAUGGGUAAAAAAAAUGCUUGGUAAUGCUAUGCUGCAAAUGACAUUGCGUAAUGACAUCAUUCUUCAAGAUAACUUAUAAAAUAUAAGACAAUUGUAUUAGUAGAACUAUUGGUUAUCAAAUAUAAUGCGAUAGCUGUGGUAGAUAUACCUUCCCUUGUUCGUUUUAUGACUAGCUGACUCUUGAUAACUCUCUUUAUUUUGUUUACAAAUGAUAUUAACUUAAACAUGAUUACCAACUAUCAAACAAAUUGCAAAGGAUUUUCUAUUUCCCAAGAUCUAUAACCUUGACUUCCCAACCCCUCCACCACUACCACCCAACCCCUCCACCACUACCACUCAACGCCAUCUAAGAACUGUACCCGCACUCUUCAUGGGUUUUUUGUUGAGUUAGUUGAACUUCCAUUUAUUAAUAGUGUAAUUAUUAUAGAGAGAUGAUGUAUGGUAUGAUUGUAUUUAUCAAUUCAGUGCUAUGUAUGUCAAGUGUACAUAAACAGUGUGUUUUAAGAAUGAUUUGUAUAAAUCCUGUAUAUUUCCAGAGUUAUGGAUGAACCUCACAAAGUCAUAACAUCAACUAAGAUUAACUGACAAGUGUCCUUAUUAGGAAAGAUUCAGGCUGUAUUUGAAAGACAUACCUGUAAAAAUAAGCUGAAAUGGCUUUAAUUUUUGUCAGAUUUUUGUACAACACAGAAAGUGUUAAUGACAUAUAGUGCUGCACCUGAAUUUUAGCAAAAGGAAUGAUAAUAAAAUUAUUAAUCCUAGUUGGAAAUUUUUACCUGGUGGAGUGUCUGCUGACACUCAUAUUUUCACCCGCUAAUUGUCUGUUUAUUGAAAACAUGUGAUAUUUGACAUAAUUCUUAUGUUUUGAGAAUAUAUCAACUUUUUUGUGGUGGAAUAAAAUACUUUUUAGAAUUGUAAA